Messenger RNA from Owenia fusiformis, 1333 nucleotides. Lineage: Eukaryota; Metazoa; Annelida; Polychaeta; Sabellida; Oweniidae. The record is from the annotation of a GenBank genome assembly.
CGUAAUAAUAUAAGACGAAUCCCAUUACCAUUAAAGUAUCGUUGAAUAACCUACGUCAUAAUGAAAUCAUAUGUUGACGACCAUAAUUCACCACAACAACGAGCUACAAAACACAAAUUACAAAUAACAAAUGAGGAAAUAAUGAAUGUCCAAUGGACCAAUAAUUACUUUGGAGACGCUGACAAAUACAAUACAAGACUGCGCGGGAAAUAAUGAUUAUUAAUAGGAUGAUAUUGGGAACAUGGCUGAUUAUGAUGCUUUUGAUGCAGACAACACAGAACCUAAUCAAAUUGGCUCAAUUAGAGACCUACUAAACCUUUUAACAGAAGACCAUCCAUCCGGCCAUGCAAGUAUGAUUGACGUUCUUGUAGUAUCCCUAAUGUUAUUUUACUUCGGGCCGAAGAUCGCCAUCAUCGCCGUUCUGUAUAGCAUAUUCAUAACCAUACUACAGUCAAGCGAUCCCCCAACCCAGGGUCAGAAUGAGACAUUCAUGAUUCAAACGUACGAACAGUUCAUGUCCAUUGACAGAGGUCCAGGUUUUAUAGACUUAUUGAUUCUUAUUGUUAUGGUGUGGUGUAUGGGCGCAACGAGUUCCAUGACUGCUGUUAUGUUUGGAGGACUGAUGGCCUGGAAAAGGAUACAUACUAACAACACUGCUAUACGCAUGCGCAGCGUUAAUGGAGAAGAGAAUGCAACCAUCGCUGAGAACGUGAGGCAUUUCAUGGAUAUGGAAGUGGUAGCGUUCACUACUGAGCUACGAGAUACUUUACGUGCCUGGGAGAGUUUUCGAGGAAACACGAGACGGAUCAUCAGACAAGUAAAAAGAAAUCUGACCGAGGAAAGAAACAAACACAAAACAAGUGAAGACAAUGAGACAUAUCUAACAUUAACUGUCUCUAGAAGGAGAAGGCUUAGCUUGUAAAGUGCAAACAUUAGCAUUAAUCACACACCAUUAUAAAUGUUUAUAGUUUCAUUAAUGAUAUUAGAUAAUUUGUUUGUUAUAUCGUUUCACACAAUAAAUACACUUAGGCACUGACAGCGAAUUCAUUAGGACAAUAUAAGAUGUAUAUGCAUUGUACAGAUAACAUCUUUCGGUUCACUCAUCAGUCCAUCAGUCAUCAUUUAUAUCAGAACUCAUUAGUAUCUACGAUCCAUCUUUAGCCCCACAAUCAUACGUUUAACUUAAUGAAUCUUCAUUAAAUUUCCAUUCAAAAUCAGUGAGGGGAACUUUUUGGUACAAGAAUGAUUAUUUUACUGAAUUCUCGACAGUUGCGACGGAGUUUUAUACUAAAAUGAAAAAAUCAAUGAUACUGCGUAUUUUUAUAAAACUUUU